This is a messenger RNA of Penicillium argentinense, 927 nucleotides long. RefSeq lists its product as uncharacterized. The record is from RefSeq and is a predicted model, not a curated record. The transcript is spliced from 4 exons. Lineage: Eukaryota; Fungi; Ascomycota; Eurotiomycetes; Eurotiales; Aspergillaceae. Gene Ontology annotation, molecular function: aldose reductase (NADPH) activity. The coding region runs from base 1 to 927 and encodes 308 amino acids. Gene Ontology annotation, cellular component: cytosol.
AUGACAGAGGAUCCGCAAAGCAAGUAUUUCAGCCUCAACACCGGCGCCAAGAUCCCUGCAAUCGGAUUUGGCACAUGGAAGGCCGGGCCUGGUGAAGCUGCUGCUGCCGUCAAGUCGGCGUUUGAAGCGGGAUACAGGCAUUUUGAUUGCGCCCCUCUUUACGGAAACGAAGCAGAGAUCGGACAAGUAUUCAAAACAAUUGACGUCCCGAGAAAUGAAUUCUUCGUGACCACAAAACUCUGGUCAUCCGACCACCGUCGCAUUAUAUCUGCUUUGCAAAAAUCACUCGAUGACUUGUGCCUCGAUUAUGUUGACCUGUACCUCAUGCAUUGGCCCGUCACACUGCCUACUGCCUCCGCCGAGACGUACGGGAAAGAAGACCGGACAGUCCAUGAUCCAGAGUGGGACUUUACAGACACCUGGCGCGAGAUGGAGAAGCUUCUAGCGAGCGGCAAAGUGCGCGCUAUCGGUGUCGCAAAUUUUUCGACUGUGAAUCUCGAGAGACUUCUGAAGAGCUGCACGAUUGUUCCUGCCGUCAACCAGACCGAGAUCCAGCCCUUGCUUCCACAAAAGAAACUCAAUGCCCUUUGCGUGAAGAACGGGGUUCAUCAGACAGCAUUCGGUCCGUUAGGCGGUAGUGGAAGUACUCUUCACGAGAAUCCCGUUGUCAAUGACAUUGCGCAGAAGCGAGGCUGCAGCUCUGGCAAUGUGUUGCUGAGUUGGGGAGUGAAAAAGGGGUGGAGUGUCAUUCCAAAGAGCACAAACCCUGUAAGAAUCGCUGGUAAUCUUCAGCAAUGUUUCACGAUGAACGAUGAAGAGAUAUCACAGAUUGACGAGUUAGUCACGUCGCUUGGGGGCAAGAGGUUUAACCGGCCGAACUGGGGGACUGACAUUUUCCAUGAUGAUGCGGGGGCAAAUGUGCAAUAA